This is a messenger RNA of Dipodomys spectabilis (banner-tailed kangaroo rat), 5827 nucleotides long. RefSeq names its product ER degradation enhancing alpha-mannosidase like protein 1 (gene Edem1). Lineage: Eukaryota; Metazoa; Chordata; Mammalia; Rodentia; Heteromyidae. Gene Ontology annotation, cellular component: membrane; endoplasmic reticulum. Gene Ontology annotation, molecular function: mannosyl-oligosaccharide 1,2-alpha-mannosidase activity; calcium ion binding. Gene Ontology annotation, biological process: mannose trimming involved in glycoprotein ERAD pathway; carbohydrate metabolic process; endoplasmic reticulum mannose trimming. The transcript has 12 exons. Bases 113 to 2095 code for a protein of 660 amino acids. The record is from RefSeq and is a predicted model, not a curated record.
GCGGGGAGUUCCUUAAAGGGGCCGCGCGCGGAGCUCCGGGGCGGACGCGGGUGCGGCGGUCGGCGGGCCUGGUCCCGCGCUGUAAAAGAAUGCCCGCGGCGGCCGCGCGACCAUGCAAUGGCGAGCGCUCGUCCUGGGGCUGCUGCUCCUCCGGCUCGGCCUGCACGGCGUCCUGUGGCUCGUCUUCGGGCUGGGCCCCAGCAUGGGCUUCUACCAGCGCUUCCCGCUCAGCUUCGGCUUCCAGCGCUUGAGGGGCCCCGACGGCUCCGCGCCCUCCGCGCCGGGGCCCGCGGGCCCGCCGGGGGCGCCGUCGGGGCCGCCGUGGCUCUCGCGGCCCGGGGUCGGGGCGGCGGCGGCGGCGGGCGGCCGGCCCGAGGCUCCGCGGCGGCCGGGACCCGGCGGCGUGUGCGGCCCGGCGCCCUGGGGUGGCUACGCGCUGGGCGGCUGCGGCCCGGACGAGUACGAGCGGCGCUACAGCGGCGCCUUCCCGCCGCAGCUGCGGGCCCAGAUGCGGGACCUGGCGCGGGGCAUGUUCGUCUUCGGCUACGACAACUACAUGGCGCACGCCUUCCCCCAGGACGAGCUCAAUCCCAUCCACUGCCGCGGCCGGGGGCCCGACCGCGGGGACCCCUCGAAUCUGAACAUCAAUGACGUGCUAGGGAACUACUCUUUGACCCUUGUGGACGCUUUGGAUACUCUCGCAAUAAUGGGAAAUGCAUCUGAAUUCCGGCGAGCAGUCAAGUUAGUGAUCAACACCGUCUCGUUUGACAAAGAUUCCACUGUCCAGGUGUUUGAAGCCACGAUAAGGGUUCUGGGAAGCCUCCUCUCUGCCCACAGAAUAAUAACUGACUCCAAGCAGCCCUUUGGUGACAUGACCAUUAAAGAUUAUGAUAAUGAGUUGUUGCAUCUGGCCCACGACCUGGCGGUGCGGCUCCUCCCGGCCUUUGAAAACACCAAGACCGGCAUCCCCUACCCACGGGUGAAUCUAAAGACAGGUGUUCCUCCCGACAGCCGUAAUGAGACGUGCACGGCCGGAGCUGGCUCCCUCCUGGUGGAGUUUGGGAUCCUGAGCCGGCUGCUAGGAGAUUCCACAUUUGAGUGGGUUGCCAGACGAGCGGUGAAAGCCCUCUGGAACCUCCGGAGCAAUGAUACGGGACUACUAGGCAACGUUGUGAACAUCCAGACGGGCCACUGGGUUGGGAAGCAGAGUGGCUUGGGUGCUGGGUUGGACUCCUUCUACGAAUACCUGUUGAAGUCUUACAUCCUCUUUGGAGAAACAGAAGACCUGGAAAUGUUUAAUGCUGCAUAUCAGAGCAUUCAGAACUACUUGAGAAGAGGACGGGAAGCCUGUAACGAAGGAGAAGGAGACCCCCCGCUCUACGUCAACGUGAACAUGUUCAGCGGGCAGCUUAUGAACACCUGGAUUGACUCCCUGCAGGCCUUCUUCCCUGGACUGCAGGUUCUCAUAGGAGAUGUGGAAGAUGCCAUCUGCCUCCAUGCCUUUUAUUAUGCCAUAUGGAAACGGUACGGGGCCCUCCCUGAGCGGUAUAACUGGCAGCUGCAGGCCCCCGAUGUUCUCUUCUACCCUCUGCGACCGGAGUUAGUGGAAUCCACGUAUCUCCUCUACCAGGCCACCAAGAAUCCCUUCUACCUCCACGUCGGGAAGGACAUUCUUCAGAGUCUGGAGAAAUACACGAAAGUCAAAUGCGGGUACGCCACACUGCAUCACGUCAUAGACAAGUCCAAAGAGGACCGCAUGGAGAGCUUCUUUCUCAGUGAGACCUGCAAAUACUUGUAUCUGCUGUUUGACGAGGAGAAUCCAGUCCACAAGUCUGGAACGAGAUACAUGUUUACCACGGAAGGCCACAUCAUAUCUGUGGACAAGCACCUUCGGGAACUGCCCUGGAAGGAGUUCUUCUCUGAAGACAGAGGGCAAGACCAUGAGGGAAAGUCUGUGCCCAGGCCCAAGUCUCACGAGGUGAAAGUCAUCAACUCCAGCUCCAACUGCAAUCGCGUUCCGGAUGAGAGGAGAUACUUUCUGCCCUUGAAGAGCGUCUAUAUGCGUCAGAUCGACCAGAUGGUUGGCUUGAUAUGAUCCGCUUGUCCCUGCUUCAUCUUCCACCAGACCUAACCAAGUAAACCCUGACCAUCCAGUGUGCAGUGGAGGGAUGGGCGUCUCACUGCACGGCACCGUGUGGAAGUUCUGUCUAAUCCAUCACCCACAGCUGGUUCAUGUGGUUCAUUCUUGCACACUUCAGUGUUUCCCUUCUGUUCAAUAAAUGCCCUAUUUUUUCUUAGUAAUAUCACUAGAAAUGAGAAGAUACAUGAAAACUGGCUGACACACUGACACAAUUCUGUUGUUAAGCACAUCUGCCCAGCUUCCUGUUUGGAAUUCAGAAGUCUCUACUGCACCACUACUGGCCAUUCUGCGGUAUUGCUACCUCUUUGUUAGGGAAUAGGAAAUGAGAUUCCUAUCCACACGCCCAAGGGGCACUUGACUCCUACUUACUGCACUAAAAACGGCACCCUUUCUGCUCCUACAGCAUCGUUAGGUUCUCCUUAGAUGUGCAGCUGUGAUUUUUUUUUUAGAUCACGUGGGGAGAAAAUCAUGCAGUUGUUUUAUAUGCCUUCAACUCAUCUGCCCAGUGUUAGAACCAUUUGCUUGUGAAUAUGGGUGGAAGUAGAAUUCUGACCAAUGGUCUUUUCAGUUGUUAUGUCGUGGUAUAUGUCAGCGGUUAGCCAACAGUUCUGUGGGAUUGUGUUUUGCAUUCAUUUCACACAUGAAAAUUACCUGCAGAACUCCGGUAGUUCCAGAACCAGGUGCCUUCUAGGGGAGAAAAAAACAAAACCCUAGGUUGUCUAAGCGUCCAUCUUUCUCUUUUUCCUAGCCGAGGAUUCUAGAUUCUUCCUUCUUAGCGUUUUGUUUUUGUUGCCUGUGUUUAGUGCCAAAUCGCAUAAUCAGGGAGAAAGAAGGGAUCAGAUGACUUUCUGAUGUCCUCGAGCCAUUUCUCUGUGCACCAGGCCUCGCUUAGUGCCUUACACAGGUUUUGGUUUUGGCCGUUGGUUGCCACAGGUCUUGCCGUGGUUGCAGGUGCUUUGUAUUGCCCUUGAGUGGGACCAGCAAUGAAAGGAGGAUGGGGUGGGUGUGAGGAAGAUUUUGGGAAUUAGUUGGUCCACCUUUGCCUUUCAUCCUCUUCUUUUAGCCACCUAGGGGGAAGAAGCUGGGUUUCGUUUCGUUGCUGUUACCUUAGUCAGAACACACCCUGAGGCUCCUCCGAGGUGGGGCUGGGUCUGCUCGGAGCCUGGCCUGGUGCACUUACCUGGCAGGAAGGUGUCUGACUGAAGGGUGGGUAGCAGUCUUGGUGAGCACCAGCCCCUGGCAUCCGCUUUCGUGUAUUUCUGCAGGUUUCUUUUCAGUCCUCUUAAAACUACAAAGAACCCCACCUAAGCCAUUUGCAUUUUCCAUCCACAGGGAGAAAUUUUAUUCCUUCUUGAAAAUUUUAAGUGUUACUGUUUGGAAAAUUGGUGUAUCCUUUAGUUCUUCCACAUUUUUAGAAAGGGGAUUUUCAGUAGGAAAUGUAUUAUCUUUCCAACAUUUACUAUGCAAUUUGGUAGAAAAAAAAAUCAAGCGCUUCCUGUUUUGCUCUUGUUUUCAGAAGCAUUGUUCUGUUGAUCAUCAGUGUCUUGUCUACUGAAUAGAGAGCUUGGAGGAUUUCUGUCUAUUAGAUGUUUUCAUCAAUCCAGUAGAAUCGUGAGCCACUUACACAUGACCAUGCAUCUCGGACGUUGGCACCUUUUCUCCAGGCAAGCUGAGGUGCAACUUCGAGUGACCCACUGGGGACUGGGGGCCAUCUGGGGGAAGGACAUGAGUGCCUCAGGCCUUUGUCUUGUCUGUCUGUCUGUCUGUCUGUCAUCACGCCUGUAGCUUCCGUGGCAGCACCUGCUUCUCACCCGGGCCCCUUCACCUGACUCUCGAGCCAGCUCAGCCAUUGCUUCCUCUUCGUGCUCUUGGAAUAGGGCUCUGUGCCUGGCCACACUCUCCUCACCCAUGUCAUCCUCGCAUCUCAGGGCUACAGGCAGGGGUGCCACCUGUCCUGUUCACUUCCGGGUACUGGACUUAGAGUUGCUGAGGGUGAGGGUGAGCGAUGAGUUCUAGUCAUCCUGGACAAUGGGCUUCUAGGGUCACCCAGGCUAACGUUUGAUGUUUUGUAAACUCAGUGUUUUGUGGGACCAGAUGCUCAAGUACCGUUGAGGACCAGGCUCCGCCCCCCUCUGUCCCCCCCCCCCCCCCCCCACCAUUGCCAAAAAGAAAAAAGGCUCUUUGAGCCAGAUGCAAAGCUGACUUGUUUCCACUUUGCAAGUCAGACCGGCAGGAACUGUGCUGCGUCUCUGUGCCUCUUGCUGGAUCUUCCAUUCUGGGUUGUGAACUCUCUGCCAGGGAAGGGCAGAGCGGGAGGGGUGCUCAGAGAAUUUUCCCUCAUUCUGUGCUGUGUCCCAGGAGUUUGGAGUUUGGGCCCAGCAUCCUCCUUGGUGGAGGCCAGGAGGCCGAGCUACCCAUCCGCUCCCAUGAGGACCUGUGUCUGUUGUCAACCUGUGUCUGUUGUGAAUGGGGUUUGUGAAACUGCUGUACAAAGUUAGGCUGCAGAGUGGCCUGGGCCUGGGCCCGGCUGGGACAGGGGCUGCUGUUCUCUGCGGUAGCCAGUGAGGAAAAGCAGGCUGGCCAAGCCCUGGCCGUGGGGAACACUUCCUUCCCAGCUCUUCUCCUGGUGCACAAAGAAGUACUGAUGAUGUCCUGAGCCUUAUUAUUAUUAUUACUUGUCCUGCAUCAUAGACAGCAUGUGACGCUGCUCUUGUCUUCUAUGUAUUUUAAGGAAAUCACGCCUUGGUGGUAUGUGUGUGUGUGUGUGUGCACGCCGGUGAGCGUUAGCAUAGCCCAUCCGUACCAGGCUUGGUAAGGACAAUCACACAACCCCGGGCCGUCCAUUCCCUCAUUCCCCUUCCCUCUUGUCGCCUGAAAAAGAGAAACAUCUGCACAGCUAUCUCCUUAGCUCAGUUGAAUGAACUGAUUGCCAAGUGUGAUUUUUCCCUUUGGGAUGUUGAAGCCUUGGCCUCCAAGCUUCCUUUCCUGCCGAGGCUUCUCAUGGGCUGAGUUCACGCUGAGCGAGGGGUUAGGACGAGGGCAGAAACAUUACCCCGGGCCGAGAGUGGCCCAGCCAAGGACUUGACAAAGGGGUCCUCCUCUUUGCUUCCCUGUUCCUGACACCCUGCUCUUGCUAGAGUCUCUCCCCUGCAGGGCAGGGGAGGGGGGCGGGCUAGGCCGUGGGUCCCCAGCUUUGUGGGGCUGAAGGUUAAAUGCUGUCACUCAGAUUUGGGUGUGAAUCUGGUAAAAAUGGUCUAGUGCCUGUGGAACCCCCUCAUGGCUUCUCCCCUGCUGUCCGAGAGGCGGAGGAAUCAUAUUUUUAAAGGUAUUUUGUUGUAGUGUUAAGUAGCAGAACACAAAGCUACAUUUUUAUUUAUUAUACACAGAGAAGAAUAAAUCUGUUUUUUUUUUUUUUUUUUUACAAAAGAUCUAAAGUUGGAGACUGCGAAAACAUGCUGAAAUAAACAACUGCUUCUCUCUGUAAUGUGCAAUAUGCUUUGCAAACCUAGAGGAUAUUUUAUGUUGAAUCUGUAAAUAAGAAAUGUAUUUAAAUUAAAAGGGAACUUUUCUUUUUGUAGAAGGACCAAAUGUUCUUUUAUAAAUGUACUAAGGAAUAUCUUGCUCUUUGAAAUUUAUUAGGAUUUUUAUGAAUAAUUUUUAUUAAAGAAAAAAUUUUUGGACUUGUCA